AUGAAGAACCAGCAACAACACCACCAACCAAUCUCAACAGCUAAACCAUUUAAUUUCCAAAUUUAUCUCCAUAAACUCAUCAUCUAUUUUCUUUUCCUUGGCUCUGGUCUAACCAUUGGAAUAACACUAAGUUUUUACCUCAAAGACCUUCCAUUCGGGUUCCAAUUCAAUCAAUUCUCUCUCCAAUCAUCCCCAACAUCAUUACCUCCUCCACCUUCAUUGCCACAACAAAAUCUUUCAUCUCCCAAUUUUCCAAUUCCGACAAAAAGUAACAGCCGAAUUGGCCUAAAAGAAUAUUUAAAGGUGCCAAACGCAAUGCAUGACAUGGAAGAUGAGGAGUUGCUUUGGAGAGCUUCAAUGGUUCCUCGGAUUCGAAACCUUCCUUUCCGGCGAGUCCCGAAGGUUGCUUUCAUGUUUUUAACAAGAGGGGAUUUGCCAUUGGCUCCUCUUUGGGAGAGAUUUUUCAAGGGGCAUGAAGGGCUUUACUCCAUAUAUGUACAUCCUCAACCAUCCUUCAAUGGAACAGUGCCUGAGGAUUCUGUUUUUCAUGGCCGGAGAAUCCCAAGUAAGGUACGUUAA
This is a messenger RNA of Ilex paraguariensis (yerba mate), 579 nucleotides long. The record is from the annotation of a GenBank genome assembly. NCBI's taxonomy places the organism in Eukaryota, Viridiplantae, Streptophyta, Magnoliopsida, Aquifoliales, Aquifoliaceae.